Molecule: messenger RNA, 702 nt
Organism: Lycium barbarum (goji berry)
Lineage: Eukaryota; Viridiplantae; Streptophyta; Magnoliopsida; Solanales; Solanaceae
Exons: 1
Coding region: 1-702 (233 amino acids)
Source: RefSeq, a predicted model, not a curated record
AUGAAUAUUCCAUAUUUACCGGAUUGUCCCGUUUUUGUGUUUGAUGGCAAAAAUAAUUUUGAGAAUUGGUAUCAACAGAUGAAUUUCUUUAAUGUUGUUAGACUAUGGUCCAUUAUUGAUGAAGGGUUUGUGGAAACCGCAGAAGGCACAACAUUGACUGGUGAAGCAGCUACACAAUUGGAGAAAAAUAUGCAAUUGAAUUAUAAGGCAUUCUACUACCUCAAUAGCAAAGUCCGAUUACAUGUAUAUAACAAAUAUUUGCAUGCAAAAUCAACAAAAGAGGCUUGGACAAUAUUAGUGAAAUCAUAUAGGCGUGCCGCAGAUGUGAAGAGAGAGAAACUUCAAGAGCUUUGGAGACAGUAUAAGUUGCCCCAGAUGAAACCAACAGAAUCUGUCAAAGAAUUUUUUACAAGAAUUAUAAAAAUAGUUAAUGAUAUGAAGGUCAAUGGAGAAGUAUUGGAAGAUGCUAAAGUUGUUGAGAAGAUAUUGCAGUCUCUGAGAUUAGAAUUUCACAUUAAGAAAACAGUUAUUGAGGCAACCCAGGAUCUUAAUACAUUGAGAGUUGAUGAUCUAGAAGAUGAAUUGGUGGCAUAUGAGAUGUCAUUGAAUCAACAAACACAUGAGAUAGUGGAUGAGGCAUUGCAAACAAAGGAUGAACCAAAAGAUAAAGAAGAGUCAUCGAAUCUGGCAGAAAUAAAUUAA